AUGUCCUUCCAAGACCAUGGCAAGAGGAAUGUUUUCGACCUAAUCGAAGGAUUGUUCAAGCACAAAGCUAGAGGGCCUCAAUACUCAGAAGACGGUAAAUGCGGUCCAAACAACGGCAAUCUCUUGUGCAAUCCUGAUAGCAAAGUAUAUGACGGUACUUGCUGUUCAUCAUAUGCAGGAUGGUGUGGAAGUUCUCCAGCUCAUUGUGGAAGUGGUUGCUCAUCAGGUUGCUCUGCAAGUUCGGCCGUUGCAGUACCUUCUAAUACAGGCACGACUGUCGAUAGAGCAGCACCAUCGGCUUCUGGUGCUGCCCCUCGUGAUGAUGGCAGAUGCGGUCCUGAUUUUGCCAAUGCAUUGUGUGAUGCCAAGGGCGCUUAUGGCGGUUGCUGCUCCUCAUACGGAUACUGUGGUAAUACUGAUGGCCAUUGCUUGGUCGUAAACGGAUGUAUCUCUGGCUGCAAGGAUGCAUCGCCUACAAGCGCUGCCCAAACUUCUGCAGCAGUGACAUCGGUUUCGCCUUCUGAUGUGGAGACGGCAGCCCCAUCGAGUACUACCGGCGAGCCUGUCAUCUCUGCGGCGUCAUCUUCAGCUGGCAGUGCCCCGACCGGAACUGUCACCAAGGACGGAACUUGUGGUGCCACCUACGAGAACACGAUCUGUGGCGAUUGGGCUCAAGGAGCUUGUUGCUCGAUGUACGGAUACUGUGGAAAUAGUACAGCUCACUGUGGUGAUGGAUGUCAAAGUGGCCCCUGCUUGAACGGCGCUGUGGUUGCACCUCCAGGACCAAGCCCUGCGCCAGUCAAUGCCAACCCAGGAUCUCUCAACGUCGUUGGCGAGUCCGGUGCUCCUGCCAUGCAUGCUGGUCUUCUCCCUAACGGCAAAGUCGUCUUCCUUGACAAGGUUGAGAACUACACUAACAUCAAACUUCCCAAUGGCCAAUAUGCGUACUCGACCGAAUAUGAUCCCGUCACUAACAAAUACACCGCUCUGGCGUACAAGACUAAUGCCUUUUGUGCUGGUGGCUCAUUCCUACCGAAUGGCGACUUCAUGUCCUUGGGUGGCAACGGCCCAUUGGACUUUAUUGACACCACGGUCGGGGACGGCUUCGAUGGUAUUAGAUACCUCUCGCGUUCGUCAUCUGACGCUUCUCUGGAUGGCCAAGACUGGAAGGAGCCGGGCAAUAAGCUCAACACCAAGAGAUGGUACGCAUCGGUACAGACUAUGCCUGAUGGUAGACUCUUCGUCGCUUCCGGAUCGUUGAAUGGACUUGAUCCUACCAUCCCCACCAAUAACAAUCCGACAUACGAGAUUCUGGACAGGAACGGAAAGUCUUCUGGUGUCUCCAUUCCAAUGGAGAUCCUAGCCAAGAACCAACCUUACUAUAUGUAUCCAUUCAUGCACCAGCUCAAGGAUGGUUCUCUCUUCGUUUUCGUUUCCAAGUCAUCCGAGCUCUUCAACAUAGAUACAAACACCACCGUACGAACCUUUGCGGAUCUACCUGGAGAUUAUCGUACUUAUCCGAACACCGGAGGCUCCGUUUUGCUACCUCUGUCCUCCUCAAAUGACUGGAAUCCCGACAUCGUAAUUUGCGGCGGCGGCGCAUACCAAGAUAUCACUUCCCCGACGGAUCCCAGCUGUGGCCGCAUCCAACCACUCUCCACGACCGCAAAGUGGGAAAUGGACUCCAUGCCUCAAGGCCGCGGUAUGGUUGAAGGGACCCUCCUCCCUGACGGUACCGUCGUCUGGGUCAACGGUGCAAACGAAGGAGCCCAAGGCUUCGGCCUCGCUCGUGAUCCUACCCUCGAAGUCCUCAUCUAUGAUCCUGCUAAACCGCUCGGUCAACGUUGGACCACCGGUCCUUCGUCUACGAUCCCUCGUUUGUACCAUUCAGUAGCUUUACUGCUUCUUGAUGGUACAUUGAUGAUUGCAGGAUCCAAUCCAGUCGAACAGCCAAUUCUUAAACCUACAACUCAAGAUCCCUACGUCACAGAGUUCAGAGUCGAGAUCUACACCCCUCCCUAUCUCUCUGGCGAUAACGCAAAGAAGCGUCCCACCGACGUCGCUCUCUCAUCCAAGACCUUACAAGCGAAUUCUCAAACCUUCACCAUCGACUUCUCCGUCCCUACUGGCGCAAAGAACGUCAAAGUGGCAUUAUAUCAUGGAGGCUUCGUAACACAUUCGGUGCAUAUGAGUCAUAGAAUGUUAUUCUUGGACACUCAGGGAUGGAAGGACGGGGUGCAAGGACAGAGUGUUACGGUUACUAUGCCGCCGUCUAGUAAUCUUGCGCCCCCGGGUCCGUAUGUGAUCUAUGUGGUUGUGGAUGGCGUACCUGGUAUCGGACAAUUUGUGCAGGUUUCUUGA
This is a messenger RNA of Aureobasidium subglaciale EXF-2481, 2361 nucleotides long. Its product is annotated as carbohydrate-binding module family 18. The record is from RefSeq and is a predicted model, not a curated record. The transcript is spliced from 4 exons. Gene Ontology annotation, molecular function: chitin binding. Bases 1 to 2361 code for a protein of 786 amino acids. Lineage: Eukaryota; Fungi; Ascomycota; Dothideomycetes; Dothideales; Saccotheciaceae.